Arachis ipaensis is the source of this 5088-nucleotide messenger RNA. RefSeq lists its product as uncharacterized. The record is from RefSeq and is a predicted model, not a curated record. Gene Ontology annotation, biological process: DNA repair; telomere maintenance. Gene Ontology annotation, molecular function: DNA helicase activity. Lineage: Eukaryota; Viridiplantae; Streptophyta; Magnoliopsida; Fabales; Fabaceae.
UACAGAGGAAAAGACAACAACAAAAUACAUGAAGAUAUUGUUAGAGAUUUGAAGAAGAUGUUGGACGAUAACAACGUGUUGGUCAAGGCAUUUCGAAUGGUUCGGGAGUCUAUAGGACCUGACUACACAUCCACAGUGAAGUUGAGGUUGUUUGGCAAACGGGGUAAAGAUGGUAGGCGAUAUAACCUACCAUCCACUAAUGAGGUUGCUGCGCUGAUAGUAGGCGACUUUGAUUUUACCAAAACUGAUAGAGACAUUGUGGUUGAAACACAUAGUGGGAGGCUACAACGAAUUAAUCAGCUAAAUCCAGCCUAUUUGGCAUUGCAGUACCCUUUAUUGUUUCCAUAUGGAGAGGAUGGAUUCAAGGAAGACAUUCCUCUAAAUAAAAAAAGUGGUAAAGAAGAUAAGGGUAGGCAAGAGGUCUCAAUGAAGGAUUUUUUUGCGUUCAGGAUCCGAGAAAGGCUAGCCGAUGCAUCUCCAUUGCUCUAUUCAAGAAGGUUAUUUCAGCAAUUCUUGGUAGACGGAUUCUCCAUGAUUGAGUCAGCCAGACUAAAUUACAUUCGGCUUGAUCAAGAAAAGUUUAGGUGUGAAAUGUACAAGGGCUUAUCCGAAGCAGUGUUAAGUGGGGAAACUAGACCUGCGUCAAGAGGAAAACGUAUCAUCCUGCCUUCUUCAUUCACGGGAGGGCCUAGGUACAUGAUACAGAACUACCAAGAUGCAAUGGCGAUUUGCAGGGUGGUUGGCUAUCCAGACCUUUUUCUUACAUUCACAUGUAAUCCGAAAUGGCCUGAAUUAGAAGAUUUUCUUAAGAAUAGAGAACUACAUGCAGAAGACCGACCAGACAUGGUAUGUAGAGCUUUCAAAGUUAAGUUGGACAAACUUAUCCAAGACAUCAGAAAGAACCAAAUAUUUGGGCGCGUUAGUGCAGUUGUGUAUACAAUCGAGUUUCAGAAGCGCGGUCUCCCUCAUGCACAUAUUCUGUUGUUUCUACAUCAUGAUGACAAGUUUCCAACGGGAGAAGACAUAGACCGGAUCAUAAGUGCUGAGAUACCCGACAAGGUCAACGAUCCACUAUAUUACGAAGCAGUGGAAAAGCACAUGAUGCAUGGUCCAUGUGGUAGUUUUAGGAAAGAUUCACCAUGCAUGGAAAAUGGUCAAUGCAUGAGGCACUUUCCUAAGAGAUUUGUUGCGAGUACUACUAUUGAUGAAGACGGUUAUCCGGUUUAUAGGCGCAGGGAUGAUGGCAAAAUAAUAACCAAAUCAGGUGUGGAACUUGACAAUCGAUAUGUCGUGCCUCACAAUAGGAAGUUAUUAUUGAAAUAUGGUGCUCACAUAAAUGUUGAAUGGUGUAACCAGUCAAGAUCGAUUAAGUAUCUAUUUAAAUACGUCAAUAAAGGCCACGACCGUGUAACAGCUUCAUUUUACAAAAGUGCCACAAGUGAUGCGGAUAAUGAUCAGUGUGAUGAAGUUAGUAUGUAUUAUGAUUGUAGGUACAUAUCCCCGUGUGAAGCUGCAUGGAGAAUUUUCGGGUAUAGCAUUCAUUAUAGGAACCCUUCUGUGGUAAGGCUAGGCUUUCACCUUCCUGGUGAACAACCAGUGAUAUUCAAAGACGAUGAAAACCUGGAUGACGUUGCUAGGAAAGAGUCUGUGAAAGAAUCCAUGUUCUUAGGAUGGUUCGAGGCAAACAAAAAAUACCCUGAAGCUCGAUCUUUGACGUAUGUGGAAUUUCCUUCUAAGUUUGUAUGGAAGGCUAAUACUAGAAAAUGGUUUCCAAGAAAAUCUCAUGUAGUUAUUGGCCGUAUUUUCUUUGUACCUCCAGGAUCAGGAGAAAUUUACUACCUAAGACUACUUCUAAAUUUUGUUAGAGGACCUACCAGUUAUGAACAAAUUAGAACUAUUGAUGGUGUUAUCUACUCGACAUUUCGAGAUGCAUGCUAUGCAUAUGGACUUUUGGCUGAUGAUAAAGAAUACAUUGAUGCUAUAGAGGAAGCAAGUCACUGGGGCUCAGGAGAAUAUUUAAGAAGGCUUUAUGCAACACUCCUGUUUUCUAACUCGAUGGCUAGGCCGGAGCAUGUAUGGGAAAACACACGGAGAAUGCUAUCUGAUGACAUUCUUCAUCGGCAAAGAAGGUUACUUAACAAUCAAGAAUUACAAAUUACAGAUGAAGAAUUAUGGGAUCUGACGUUGAUAGAAAUUGAAAAACUACUCAAGAGUUAUAACAAGAGCUUAAGAGAUUUUCCAUCAAUGCCAUUCCCUGAUAUUGAUACAAGUUUGAUGCAAAUUAUGAAUGGGGGAAACAAUAAGUUGAUUUCUGAUGAGUUUCGGUACGAUAAACGAAUUUUGACUGCUGAACAUGAAGUGUAUGUACAACAACUUACAAACGAGCAAAAGAGAGCUUAUGAAGAAGUGAUGACAGCAGUGAAUAGUGGGCAGGGUGGUGUUUUCUUUCUAUAUGGUUAUGGUGGUACGGGAAAAACAUUUCUUUGGAAGACACUUGCUGCAGCUAUUAGGUCCAAGGGUCAAAUCGUGUUGACAGUUGCUUCAAGUGGCAUAGCAUCCCUCUUAUUACCCGGUGGUAGGACGGCACAUUCUCGCUUUGCAAUACCACUCAAUUUGGAUGAAUUUUCAACAUGCAACAUAAAGCAAAAUACUCCAUUGGCUGAAUUAAUAAUUAGAGCUAAGCUUAUUGUGUGGGAUGAAGCUCCUAUGGUCAAUAAACUUUGUAUUGAAGCACUCGAUAGGACCAUGAGAGAUAUUUUGAGGUUCAACAAUAUUGCAAGCUUGGAACAACCAUUUGGAGGAAAGACAGUGGUUUUUGGGGGUGAUUUUCGACAAAUACUACCAGUAAUACCCAAAGGUAGUAGGCAAGAGAUUGUCAAUGCUACAAUUAACUCAUCAUAUAUAUGGGAUAGUUGUAAGCUGUUGACUUUGACAAGAAACAUGCGCUUACAAGCGGACAAUAGCAAUUGUGAAAACAAUGACUUAAGAGAAUUUGCUUAUUGGAUUUUAAGCAUUGGAGAUGGCAAAUGUGGAUCAUCUAUAGAUGGUAUUGAUAAGAUCAAGAUCCCAGAUGAUAUAUUGAUACAUGAUAUAUUGAUACAUGAUUGGGAUGAUCCUAUUAGUUCGAUAUGUAAAGCAACUUACCCUGAAUUAUUUUCCGGUUCAAGCUGUGUUUCACAUGUAAAAGACAAAGCCAUCCUCGCACUGACACUACAACUGGUAGAUGAAAUAAACAAUUAUAUGAUGAGUUUGAACCCAUCCGAAGCUCAGACUUAUUAUAGUUCUGAUACAGUUUCUGAAUCUGAAACAAAUAAUGAUAUUUUGGCAUCAAUUCACACACCAGAGUUCCUAAACACUAUUAGAUGCUCAGGAGUACCAAACCAUGAGAUAACUGUUAAGGUAGGGACACCAAUCAUGUUACUAAGAAAUAUAGAUCACUCAGCAGGUCUAUGUAAUGGCACACGAUUGGUUGUGUCCAAACUUGGAAAGCACAUAAUAGAAGCAAAAAGUUUAACAGGGAAAGGAGCUGGCCAAAAAGUGUUUAUUCCUAGAAUGACCCUAACCCCUUCUGAUCAUAGGAUACCAUUUAAAUUUCAAAGGCGACAAUUUCCUAUCAUGGUUUCUUAUGCAAUGACAAUUAACAAGAAUCAAGGGCAGUCGUUGUCACAUGUUGGUUUGAUAUUAAAAAAACCUGUAUUCACACAUGGACAACUAUAUGUUGCAGUUUCAAGAGUUACCAAUAAAAGAGGACUCAAGAUCAUAAUAUGUCAUGAAGAAAAAGAGAAGAAAGAAACAAACAAUGUGGUGUUCAAAGAAGUAUUUAGAAACGUUGUAUAAGUAGUUUUAUAAUGCGAGUACCACCCAUAAGGUAUGUCCCAAUUGCAUGCUUCUUAGUUCAACAUCCUCAUAUGUUUUUAAUAUAUGGAUAUGUUCUAAUUUCAUGGUUUUUAGGUGGACGUAUCAAUGUAUAAUUCUUGGUUGUGGGUUAGUCAAUCAAGUUAAAGGGAACAUAUAGGAUCAGUAAGGUAUUAAAUGUAGCAUUCCAUCAGAAUAAAUUCCAUUCGAACAUAUAUAUAUAUGACUUCGUAAAGAUAGAAGUGCAUUUUGUAAUGUGCAUAAAAGAAAUUCACAAUGAUCUCUAUAUGGGAUGGCAGACCAUCCUUAUAACAAUAUACCACAAAUCCAUCAUAAUUAACCUAACAGAUCAUUCUUUUUGCAGGUGAUAUUUUCAAACCAGAUAUGUUGAGUAGAAAAAGAGAGCAAGAAUCCAAAAAAUGACAUUUUGGAAUUAAAGUUCACAACCGCUUGCAGAAAUAGCUCUAAUCCUACUAUAUUAGCAAGUAAAUCAGUUAGGUUGGCAUUAAACAUGUGAAAAGUAUAUGCUCAGAUGUCGUUCAUUUGGCAUUAAACAUGUGAAAAGUAUAUGCUCAGAUGUCGUUCAUUCAAAUUCAUCGACAGAACUCAUGUCACAUUUAGUGAUUUUUUCUAACUAACAGUUAAAAAAGGUAGCAUUCUCUUUCUUUAUUUCAGGUGAAUUUCAUAUUAAACCCCCAGAAAAGGAGUCACACAAGUAGAACAACUAUAUAGUAUCCCCUCGAUCAAUCUGACCUCAAGAUGGUGCAUUUUGGUUUUUUAUGACUUCACAAGAGCAUUAGUUGGCCUUUCAUAAGUCAAAAGAUGGUGCAUUUUUAUUUUUUAUGACUUCACAAGAACAUUAGUUAGCAUUUCAUAAGUCGAGUCAUGUUAACUUUAGUGCGUGUGGAAACAGAAUAUAUGAAGUCUAAAUUUAAAAUUUGUUAGAACUGUGAGGAUAUAACUUUAUUAUCCAUUAUUUGAUAAAGUAAUUUUCUUAAAAAUGUCUUUUUAUAACAUUUGAGGCAAUCACUCUAUCAGAAUUUAACAUCCAUAAUAUGAAAAAAUUAUCUGUGAUUAUGCAGAAGACUAUCUAAAAUUUCAUAACAAUGUUACCGUUCAAGAGUAAUAUAUAUAUAAGUAAUAUAUAUAUAAACACCUGCUUGGCAAAAAAACGUGCUAGCAAACACAUACACUAAACCAAUGUUAAAAGGAGGGUAUAAGAUAUGUUAUAAU